AUGGAGGGUUUUAGGAAGUUGGUGGAGGAUGUGUGGAGACUGAAGAACGAAAGAGGUAUGACCAGCUUUAUGCUUGCUUCCAAAUUGAAGCGGUUGAAGUUAGAGAUUAAAAAAUGGGCUAAGGAGGAGGAUGGCAGAUCCGAUAGAAUACUUAAUGACAAUUUAGAGGAGCUACGUAAGUUGGAACAUUUGGAGAUGGAUGGGCUGUUAAGGGAAGGGGGAAGGGGGAGGAGAGGGGAAUUAAAAUUGGAAAUUGCCGCCAAGAUGAACUUGGAGGCAAUUUCAUGGAGGCAAAAGACCAGAGAGAGGUGGAUUAAGGAGGUUGAUAGAAAUACAAGAUAUCUUCAAAGUUUGGCAAAUUCUAGGAGGAAGAACAACUAUGUUGAAGAGCUGGAGUUUGGCGGGGAUACUGUUAGAGGUAAUGCUGUAUUGAGGGAGAAAGUUAAGGAUUAUUUUACUAAGCUUUAUACAGAAGAGGAGGAGAGGAGACCGAGACAGGAUGAGCUUCCUUUUAGACAACUAUCGGCUGGUAGCAAGGAGAGCCUGGAGGUGCUAUUUACGGAGGAGGAAAUUCUGGAUUGUUUGAGGCAAUGCAAUGGCAACAAAACUCUGAGACCGGAUGGAUUCCAUAUGAAGUUUUUAAAGGAUUUUUGGGCUGUCAUUAAAAAUGAUAUCAUGACUGUUUUUCAUGACUUUCAUAGAGCUGGGGUUUUUAUCCAAUUUAUUAACCCAACUUUCUUAGUAUUAUUCCAAAGAUUAUUGGAGCUCGGAACAUAA
This is a messenger RNA of Carica papaya (papaya), 777 nucleotides long. Lineage: Eukaryota; Viridiplantae; Streptophyta; Magnoliopsida; Brassicales; Caricaceae. The record is from RefSeq and is a predicted model, not a curated record.